GAACAUUUCGAUUGGCAAAUGACUCAGAUUUCGUCAAGAUGGAGCCUUUCGCUUGGUUUUUACGAAGCACAUUCAGCACGUGUAUAAAAAGUGCCAAACUAAUUUCUUAAAAUGGAUGAUCGAAGUGAUAUAGCUCAUGAAGGUCCAGGCGGUAUGGAUCCUGAGGGUGUCAUCGAGUCAACUUGGCACGAGGUGUAUGAUAAUUUCGAUGACAUGAAUUUGCGCGAAGAGUUAUUGCGAGGUAUCUAUGGUUAUGGUUUUGAAAAGCCUUCUGCUAUUCAGCAGCGUGCUAUCAUUCCUUGUGUAAAGGGCCGCGACGUUAUUGCCCAGGCGCAGUCGGGUACGGGAAAAACUGCUACUUUUUCCAUUGCAAUCUUGCAACAAAUCGAUACGUCCAUCCGUGACUGUCAAGCGUUGAUUUUGGCCCCUACUAGGGAAUUGGCAACCCAAAUCCAGCGCGUCGUGAUGUCACUUGGUGAAUACAUGAAGGUUCAUUCACAUGCUUGCAUUGGUGGUACCAACGUGCGUGAGGAUGCCCGCAAUUUGGAUUCCGGAUGUCAUGUUGUUGUUGGCACACCAGGGCGUGUUUACGACAUGAUUAAUCGCAAAGUGCUUCGUACCCAUAACAUCAAGUUGUUCGUUUUGGAUGAAGCCGAUGAGAUGUUGUCUCGUGGUUUCAAAGAUCAAAUCCAAGAUGUUUUUAAAAUGCUUCCCCCAGACGUUCAGGUCAUCUUGCUAUCUGCCACUAUGCCGCCCGAUGUUCUUGAAGUCAGCCGUUGCUUUAUGCGUGAUCCAGUGAGCAUUUUGGUGAAAAAAGAAGAACUUACUUUGGAAGGUAUUAAGCAAUUUUACGUGAACGUAAAGCAAGAAAACUGGAAGCUUGGUACUUUAUGCGAUUUGUAUGAUACACUUUCAAUUACUCAGUCUGUAAUUUUUUGUAACACAAGGCGUAAGGUGGAUCAGUUGACUCAAGAAAUGACAAAUCACAACUUUACUGUAUCUGCUAUGCAUGGUGAUAUGGAGCAACGCGAUCGCGAGGUUAUUAUGAAGCAAUUCCGUUCGGGUUCUUCACGUGUUCUUAUUACUACUGAUUUGCUCGCUCGAGGUAUUGAUGUGCAGCAAGUGUCGCUAGUCAUUAACUAUGACUUGCCAUCGAAUAGAGAAAAUUACAUUCAUAGAAUCGGUCGUGGUGGACGGUUUGGUCGCAAAGGUGUUGCUAUUAAUUUUAUAACGGACGAAGAUCGGAGAAUUCUUAAAGAUAUUGAACAAUUCUACCAUACCACUAUUGAAGAAAUGCCUGCUAAUAUUGCCGAUUUGAUUUAAAUAGCAAAAAUCGGAAGUGUCAAUAAAGCAGUGAAGCAGAAAAUCAUCCAUAACAGCAAAGAAAUCAACAGAAGCUUUCUGGACAUCAGAUUAUAAACUAAAAAAUAAAAUAAAAAGUAUAUCUACAUAUACAUUCAGCAAGAAAUGCAAGAAACUACCACAUCAAAAGAAAGAAGAUAAUAUUGUUUUAGCUUUUUUCUAGAAUAUUGAUAUAAAUUUAUUAAACCACAAAAAGCAACAACUAUAUUAAUUAUACUAUGAUAAUAAACUAACUGGGCCACAAGCUCUAGCAAAGUCAGGGCCGGAGCUAAUGGA
Anastrepha obliqua is the source of this 1638-nucleotide messenger RNA. RefSeq names its product eukaryotic initiation factor 4A. The coding region runs from base 112 to 1323 and encodes 403 amino acids. The transcript has 5 exons. Gene Ontology annotation, molecular function: RNA binding; RNA helicase activity; ATP binding. The record is from RefSeq and is a predicted model, not a curated record. NCBI's taxonomy places the organism in Eukaryota, Metazoa, Arthropoda, Insecta, Diptera, Tephritidae.